UGAUAUCACACGCAUCUUUCCCUCAUCACAAUCAUCAUUAUCAUCUUAUUCAUCAUCUUCUUCUACCAACAAAUCUACUCUGCAAUCCCCCACCUUGGCCCCAAUUUAUCCUCCUUUAAUUAAAAGCCUUUCAAUUUCUCUCCUUUUAAGCUAAAAAUAAAAUCUCCAUUUCCCCAAAAGACUUUCAUUUCCUCUCUUUUUUCUUCUUUUUAGUAGUCAUGUUUUACUGUAUCAAGUUUGAAUCUUUGUAAUCUUGAUUAUUACUACUACUAGUACUUUAAUAGUAAUAUAUUAAAAAACAGGUACUCAUGGUAUAAUUUUAAAUUUGUUACCCUGUUCUGAGUUUCUUUAUUUGUCCCUACUCUCUGUGGUCACUGAAAAGUCUGGCGGGAUAACUAAGAAAAUAGAUGCUCGUGUGUGUUUAUAAAUACGCCCACUAAUCACCCUCAUUUCUAGAGAGAGAAAGUCUUGGACUGUUCUAGAGUGAGAAAGUCUUAACUUUGAAAAAUAUAGAGGAAUUAUUAAAUGGAUAAAAGCUGUAAUUCUUCUGGUGAGGGUGAUUCUACUGCUACUGCUACUUCUGCUAGUAGCAGCAGCAGUGGUAAUAGAGAUAUGUAUUUGAAGCAUCUCAAUAAAAUCUCUCAUAAGAUCUCGAAACCUGUUAGAAGACCUGCUGUUUUUGAUAACCAGAAUUUUCAGCAGGGGCAGACACAGCAGCAAGUUCAACCGCCUUUGCUUCCGCCGGUUGCGGGGUCGCAGAAUUUGCAGGCGGCUCAGCCGCAGCAACAGCCACCGGUUUAUAAUAUUAACAAGAGUGAUUUUAGGGAUGUUGUUCAGAAGCUUACGGGUUCACCUGCUCAUGAACGGAUUUCGACUCCUCCGCCUAUACAACAACCGAAGGCGGCGAGUUCAAGGUUGCAAAGGAUCCGUCCUCCGCCUCUUUCGCAGAUUAAUAACCGUCCACCUCCGUUUGUGAAUGUUACUAAUAACGCUGUUGCUGGUGGAGGAGGUUUUGUUUGUGGUCAACGGCCUGUUCAACCGCAGCCGUUAUCACCUCUUCCACCUUUUCCAGCGGUGCAUGCGGCGGCGGAAUCGCCGAUCUCAGCUUACAUGAGGUUUCUACAAAACUCAAUCGGCUCUGCUACAACUGAGUCCGAUACUAAGCGAUCCUCUACUGGACUGUCACCACUAGCUCCGCGGUGGAACAACUUCAGUGUGCCGCAGCAGCCGCUACUAUUUCCGCCUCCUCAGCCAUUUCCUCUGCCGCAUCAACAGAACAUUCCUCCACCACCGACAGCGUCUUCUUCUGUUCUACCACCGUUUCCGGCUUUUCCCCAAUCCCCGCUGCCGUUUGGAUGUUUGCCGUCGCCAAAAUCACCUUACGGCUUGCUCUCUCCCGGUUUGCUGCUUUCGCCGUCCGGUCAAUUAGGGUUUCAGCAGCUCCCUCUGUCGCCGACAGUUCCAGUGCCAAGCCCGAAGUGGAAGGGCAUUUGAGUAAUUUCAUAGAAACAUAUAAAAAAAGAAGAUUGUACUUGAUGAUCAUGGACACCUGAGACUUUCUGCCAGUCUUGCAGAGUGGCGAAGACAGGAUUUUCUCUAAGAAGGGUCACUAUCAUCUGCUCCAAUAUACGUAUCAAAAUUCCAACUGUAUAUAUGCAUUGUGAUUUUUAUAAUCAUGAGAGUCCAUCCCUUCCAAUGCUCUGGUUCCUGACAAAAUAGUUCCUAGUUUGUGAUUUGGAGUGCAAUGGGUAAAGCUUUCUUAAUCAUUAUCAUUAAAAAUGUCUGUAGGAUCAAUGUUAUUUUGAAGUUGCGGACGUUUUCAAUUAUUAUUAGAAAUGAAAAAGGUAAAGUAAGAGACUGACGUGGAGAGAGAUUUUUGCGAUUUGAAGUAUAAUUCUUUUGGUUCAUGAUUUUAUGCAAAGAAGACAAUAUGUGGACCAGUA
Messenger RNA from Capsicum annuum, 1943 nucleotides. RefSeq names its product VQ motif-containing protein 9. The transcript is spliced from 2 exons. The coding region runs from base 526 to 1494 and encodes 322 amino acids. Lineage: Eukaryota; Viridiplantae; Streptophyta; Magnoliopsida; Solanales; Solanaceae. The record is from RefSeq and is a predicted model, not a curated record.